AUGAGCAACAAAGGAGACUUCGACCAGCUUGUCCAGCGUCAUCAAACCCUUCAAGAUGAUACUGAUCUAUCGAGACUCAACACCAAUGAUCUUCUCGUUCUCGCAGACAUGUGGACCAACUAUGUCCGCAGAAUCUACUUCGCCGUGAACUCUCGUUCGGGAAUAGAGAAACUUCCCGCAGAGUUGAUACUCAAAAUCUAUGAGCAAGCCAUCCUACCGUCCAAUUUCUCAAUGCGCUCUCUCUUCGCCACUCUCCACCAGGACACCGAGGAGACAGUUCCGACUCAGUCAUGGCGCUUGCUUGCGACGACCACUCCUCACCUAUGGUCAUACAUCCACGCUAGUGCCUGGAGAUAUGCACCGGAAGACUUUUUCCCGACUUGUCUUCAACGCGCCGGGACAUCUCCCCUUUAUAUCUCCAUAUUUCUGGGUGAUCCGUUCACGAAGGCGAUUGUUGAUCCCGACAUUCAAUCUCGCCUUGUCAGCCUUCGGAUCAUGCUCUCUCCCGAUCCUAUGGGCAGCCACGUUAUCCAAGCCCCCCAGUUGUGGGAUGAUUUCGCCGAGAUCUUCCCCCUCAAAGCACCCCGUCUUCAAUCUCUCGGGGUUGCCUUCCUUGCGCACUGCGUGGUAAAACCCUGGGGCCACAGAAAUCGCUCCAUUCCCGCCGAGGCAUCGGAAACGUUCCUCCCCACCGCUUUUCCGUCGCAAUUACGGGCACUCGCUGUCUCACCGGGAAUCAAGAUUCCGUCCGGCCCUUUCCCAAAACUCACCCAUCUCUCGCUGUCAUUCCGGGACGUUCCUCCACCUUACGAGGACCACCAUCUUGAGGAGCUUCGGGCGCUUCUUGCUUCAUCUUUGCACCUAGAAUUCAUCUUCCUUCGUUACAACUCGGCGCAAAAUGACUGCGUUUGCGCCAGCGAUACGAACGUGGAAAGUGAUCCUGUCUCUCUACCAUCGUUGAGAGCUAUCACGAUCGUCCGCUGCGACUUCAACAGCGCUCGUCGCCUCGUCGACAGCAUCGCACUUCCACCGAAUGCGCACGUGCACCUCAUCCUCAAUCUCAACCGGAAACUCGACCCCAAUUCAGAAUGGCACGCACCUCAACGCCCUUUAUUCUCCACCUGCACCCACCUGUCCCUCCGCCUCUUCCACGAGCGCUUUUCCAUCCUUCUCGACGGCCCACCCCUCCAUUCAGAGUCGAUGCGCCCCGCCGGGCGCCUCCACAUACGGAACCUCUCCCUCCAGAGCCGUCCCCGCGACCUGCGCGGCCUGCCCCUCGCGUCCAUAACAUCGCUCAGGGUCGCCCCGACGCGCGACGCCGCGACGCGCGGCUGCAUGAUGCUGGACACCCUGCUCCUCUUCCUCGCGCGCAUGCCGGCGCUCGACGAGCUCGCCCUCUCCUUCUCGGACGGCGCGCCGCUGGAAGGGCGACACGCCUGCCCGUUCCAGACGUUCCUCUUGCCGCUCUUCGAGGCGCUCGACCCGCGCACGCCGGGGCCGGGCGUGGACGCGCUCUGUCCCGCGCUCCGCACCGUCGCCGUCGACCUCGGGGACUGUCCGACGGGGCCGGCGGACGUCGCGGCGCGGUGGGCGGCGCUGUUCGAGGCGGACUUCGUGCGGGCGCGCGCGGAACGCAGCGUGCGCCCGAUCGAAGCGCUCUUCGCCGAGUGUCGCGGGCCCCGCGAGCUCGGAGGCGCGAGUGAAAUACGGCAGUGGAGGUGGACGUACGAGCGUCCGGAGAGCGUCCCCUCCGUGUGCGCUGUCUCUUCUCAGCGCCCCGACCCUCUCUCCGGCGAGGAGCAGAGCCGCGAGUUGUCUGGUUGGGUUGAAUUGGGCCCUUGGCCGCCUGCGCAAGAAUUUGGGGCGAGUGAGUGGGUGCAGGAGGACAUCGAUAGGGUUGAAGCGUAUCUCGACGCGCCGCAGUAUGUUCAGCACUGGAAGGGCGUCAGUACCAAGUAG
Epithele typhae is the source of this 1959-nucleotide messenger RNA. RefSeq lists its product as uncharacterized. The transcript is spliced from 4 exons. The record is from RefSeq and is a predicted model, not a curated record. NCBI's taxonomy places the organism in Eukaryota, Fungi, Basidiomycota, Agaricomycetes, Polyporales, Epitheliaceae. The coding region runs from base 1 to 1959 and encodes 652 amino acids.